Messenger RNA from Nerophis ophidion (straightnose pipefish), 7042 nucleotides. Its product is annotated as kinesin-like protein KIF13B. NCBI's taxonomy places the organism in Eukaryota, Metazoa, Chordata, Actinopteri, Syngnathiformes, Syngnathidae. The record is from RefSeq and is a predicted model, not a curated record. Gene Ontology annotation, biological process: cytoplasmic microtubule organization. Gene Ontology annotation, cellular component: nucleus; microtubule plus-end; cytoplasm. The transcript is spliced from 4 exons. Gene Ontology annotation, molecular function: microtubule plus-end binding. The coding region runs from base 325 to 1107 and encodes 260 amino acids.
CCCCAUUCCGUCUGCUUCCUGUGCGCUCCACCUGGCCGUGUGCUGUCAGGUUCAAAAAUGAGAAGCUUUGUUUCCUUUCUGAUCUCAAGUCCCAACCAAGGGCAGGAAAGGAAAGUGAAAGUAAUCCCCUGCGGCUUCAGCCUGUUGUUAUUUUGGUGUUUUUUUGCCAUUCUUCUGCUUCGCUUCUAAUCUUUCACACCUCCUCUACCUCCUUGAUUCCUCGCCUCCUUCCUCCUCCUUCCUCCUCCUGCUUCCUGGCCCCCGCCCCUAGGUCGCUCAGGACUCGCUGCCUCUUAUCUUUCAGUGAAGGCGUUGGUUCCUCAGAUGCCCAAACUGCUCAAGUCUCUGUUCCCGGCGCGGGACGACAAGAAGGGUUUGAGGCCGUCGCCGCCCAGCCAGCAGCACGUGCCUCGCAUCCUGUCGCCUCCAGGGGGCGACGAUGGCAAGAUGAAGGCGGACAACACGGCCGCACUCCUGCGAGCCCCGCCCAGAGACCGCCGGUCCGACCAGUCGGAAGUCCCGCCUCUUCCUGUGCAUGACCCGCAUGACAGCGCCCCCCUCAGCCCGCUCAGCCAGUCGUCCAGCGGCUACUUCUCCGCUAGCGUCUCCACGGCGACCUUGUCCGACGCCCUGCAGCCCUCGCCCUCCUCGUCCUCCUCCCUGCUCGCCGCGGAUGCCGCCGCCGCCGCCCCCCCUCCCCACCGCAACGGCGUGACCGCAGACGACUUCCUCUCCGUGCAGACUCCGGCUCAAGGGGGCCCGGCGGACGGGGGGGAGCGUUGCCGUGACGACGCGGCGCCCGACUGGCUGACGGAGGGCGUCCACGUGACCAUCGGCAGCAGCAAGGCGGGCACGGUGCGCUACGUGGGAGCCACGCAGUUUGCGGAGGGCGUGUGGGCGGGGGUGGAGCUGGACUCCCCAGUGGGCAAACACGACGGCUCGGUCGGGGGACGCCGCUACUUCCAGUGUCGAGCGGCGCACGGCGUGAUGGUUCGCCCGGACCGCCUGACGCGCCGAGACCGCAACGGGCGGCGGACGCAGGACGUCGGCGCCCCGGGUCACGUCCCCGUCCUGAGAGGCGAGAACCGCAAGUCGUGGAGCAGCUGAGACGCCAUCUUGGUGGCGUGACGACAGGAAGUCAGUAGGAGGAGCCUUUUUCCCUUGAGUUUGGGGUUUGUUUGUUUUUCACCCAGAAUGCAUUGCUGCAGCCGCGCUCCACCUCCCCGGUCUUCCCACGGCGUGCCUUCAUCGGCGCGUGAGGCCACCUCAGGGACUGCAGGUUUGUGCCGCCACGCCACUUUUUGUGUGCAAUACGCUCCACCGCCAACUGGGGGGAAAAAUGACAUCGCUCUUAUUUUGAAAGGACUCUUAUUUUGGCGGGGAAACGUUAUAAAAAUGAAGUCCACCACAAAAAAACUUUCCAGCGAACAUUCCAGAGACUUCAACUCGUGAUUUAUUUAUGGACGUCAAUCUGACGAGUGGCGAGGCCCACUUCCUGUCGGUGAAUAGGCUCCGCCCACCGCACAGGAAGUCAUCCGUGCGGUGUUUGCCUGGCGACAGGAAGUGACGCUCGUUGGGCCUUCUCGUGUAACUGAACUUUUUUAUGCUGACGACUCGUCAAAGAGGCGGGUCGGUAAACUGUUGCUAUGACGACGAUAGCGACACAGAAGUACGGUGGUGAAAAUCACGCCGACGACGUUUGGAUCACGCUGAAGGAACUUUUUGUCGUAAUGUUACAAAAGUAGUAUCGGUCUUUUUACGUUUAUUUCAGUACGAAUGUAAUUUUACUCUCAGUAAAAAAAAAUCCUUAUAUUGCAAAUAUUUUUCUUGAAGAAAAAAAGACUUGUCGUACAAAUACGACUUUUUAUUCUGACAACUUUUUGCUUAUUUUUUUAUUACGACUUUUCUUGAAAUUUUUUUCACCAUUUCAUUUUUUUGUUUGCAACAUUGCAAUGUUUGUCUCAUACGAUUACUUUUUUCCACAACAAAUAUAACUUUGACGGAGCAUUACGACGUUUUGUCACAUUACGACGUUUUGUCACAUUACGACUUUUUGUCACAAUACGACGUUUUGUCACAUUACGACUUUUUGUCACAAUACGACGUUUUGUCACAUUACGACUUUUUGUCACAAUACCACGUUUUGUCAUAUUACGACGUUUUGUCGCAAUACGACGUUUUGUCAUAUUACGACGUUUUGUCACAUUACGUUUUGUCACAAUACGACGUUUUGUCAUAUUACGACGUUUUGUCACAUUACAACGUUUUGUCACAAUACGUUUUGUCAUAUUACGACGUUUUGUCACAACGUUUUGUCACAAUACGACGUUUUGUCAUAUUACGACGUUUUGUCACAUUACGUUUUGUCACAAUACGACGUUUUGUCAUAUUACGUUUUGUCACAAUACGACGUUUUGUCAUAUUACGACGUUGUGUCACAUUACAACGUUUUGUCAUAAUACGACGUUUUGUCAUAUUACGACGUUUUGUCACAUUACGUUUUGUCACAAUACGACGUUUUGUCAUAUUACGACGUUGUGUCACAUUACAACGUUUUGUCAUAAUACGACGUUUUGUCAUAUUACGACGUUUUGUCACAACGUUUUGUCUCAACAUGACGUUUUGUCACAUUAUGUUAUGCCACAUGGUCACAUUACGGCGUUUUGUUGAUCUUUACGACUUUAUUACAGUUUUUUAAGGACUUUAGUUUUGUGACAUUGCAACUUCUUCCUCAAAAAAAAAUCCUUAUAUUUCAAAUAUUUUUCUUGGAAAAAAAAAAGACUUGUCGUACAAAUACGACUUUUUAUUCUGACAACAUUUUGCUUAUUUUUUCAUUACGACUUUUUUCUUGAAUUUUUUUCUCACCAUUACAUUUUCUUGUUUGCAACAUUGCAAUGUUUGUCUCAUACGAUUACUUUUUUCCCCAACAAAUAUAACUUUGACGGAGCAUUACGACGUUUUGUCACAUUACGAUGUUUUGUCACAUUACGAUGUUUUGUCACAUUACGACGUUUUGUCACAUUAUGACGUUUUGUCACAUUACGACAUUUUGUCACAUUACGUUUUGUCACUUUUUGACGUUUCGUCACAUUACGUUUUCACACACAUUUUUUCCCAUUACGAAGUUUUGUCACAUAACGACGUUUUGUUGAUAUUUACGACUGUUACGUUUUUUUAACAACUUUAAUUUUGUGACAUUGCAACUUUUUCCUCAAACUCUGAUAACUUCGACAUAACAUUACGACUUUUUUCUCAUUUCACAACUUCCGUGUUGACUCACUUAGUUACGACUUUGUUCUUAUGAUUUUUUUCUUAAAAAUGAUGACUUAAAAUGUAAAGAAAAAUCCUAUAAAUAUUUUUAAUUACAACUUUUUUUCUAACUUUAUUCUACAAAUACAGUUUACAACUAUUUUCUAUUUUUAACAAUUACUACUUGACUUCACUUCAAAAUUAUGACUUUCAUGUAUAAACAAAAGCUUUUUUUUUUUUCAGAUUAUUACAUUUUCUUAAAAAUGACUACAAUUUACAGAUUUUGUCUUCAAAACAUUUUUUUUAUUAUUUUAUUGCAAACAAAAAAAACUAAAUAAAAAAAUGAUUUGGUUAAAUUUAAUUACUACUUUUUUCUUAAAAAUUUAAAUGAAUUACGAAAAAUGUCAUGACUUUUUUCAUAUUUUUAUCAAUUAUGACAGAAUUGCGACUUUAUUGCAUGGAAAAAGUUUAUGAAUUUUGUCCAACUUUUAUCAAGUUUUUACAUUUAAAAAUAAUUUUCUCAGACUAUUACAUUUGCUUAAAAACUACAACUUUUUUGCGACAUUGCAACUUUUUACUCGACAAACCUAAUUUCAGCAUGACACUACAACUUUUUUCUCAUAUUUCCGAACAUUAUGUGUCGUACGUAGUUCCGACUUUGUUCUUAUGACUUUUUUAUUGCCGCAUUUUUCUUCAAAACUAUCACGUACGUGUACGAAGAAAGUUUACGACUUUUGCCCUAUUUUUAACAAUUACGACUUUACUUUAAAAUUAUGACUUUUGUGUUCGAACAAAAGCAUUUUUGUUAGAUUGUUACAUUUCAUUAAAAAUAGCUACAAUAUAAAUACUUUAUUUAAAAAAAAAAAUUAGAUUAUUUAGUUGCAAACAAAAAAACUUAAAAAAAAAAAUUUGAUUAAAUUAAAUUACAACUUUUUUCUUCAAAAAUCUAAAAAAUUACGAAAAUUGUUGUGACCUUUUUACUAUUUUAAUCAAUGACGACUUAACUACAAAAUCGUGACUUUAUUGCAUGGAAAAAGUUUGACUUUUUUUCACAUUUAUCAAGUUUUUUCUUUAAAAAAAACUUGACUUAAGGGCACAAAAAAGUAUUUUUCUCAGACUAUUACAUUUACUUAAAAACAACAACUUUUUGCAACAUUGCAACUUUUUACUCGACAAACCUAACUUCGGCAUAAAACAACUUUUUUCUCAUAUUUCCGAACAUUAUGAGUUAGUUCCGAUUUUGUUCUUAUGACUUUUUUUAUUGACACUUUUUUCUUCAAAACUCUCACAUGUACGAAGAAAGUUUACGACUUUUUUCCUCUUUUUUACAAUUCCGACUUUACUUCAAAAUUAUGACUUUCGUGUACGAACAAAAUCAAAUUUUUUCAUAUUGUUACAUUUCAUUAAAAAUGACUACAAUUUUGAGACUUUGUUUUAAAUGAAAAUCAUUUGAUAGAAUUUAAUUACAACAUUUUUCUUCCAAUUUCUGACUUUAUUCUACGAAAAAUUUUAUGACUUUUUUUAUGUUUUCAUCAGUUACGACUUUAUUUCAAAAUUAUGACUUUCGUGUACGAACAAAAUCAAAUUUUUUUGAUUUUCAUUAAAAAUCGCUACAAUUUUGAGACUUUGUUUUAAAUUAAAAUCAUUUGAUUGAAUUUAAUUACAACUUUUUUCUUCUAGUUUCUGACUUUAUUCUACGAAAAAUGUUCUGACUUUUUUCCUGUUUUCAUAAAUUAUGACUUUGAACUACAAAAUCAUGACUUUAUUGUAUGGAAAAAGUUUACGACUUUUUUCCUCUUUUUAACAAUUCCGACUUAAAUUCAAAAUUAUGACUCUCGUGUACGAACAAAAUCAAAUUUUUUCAUAUUGUUACAUUUCAUUAAAAAUGACUACAAUUUUGAGACUUUCUUUUAAAUUAAAAUCAUUUAAUUGAAUUUAAUUACAACGUUUUUCUUCUAGUUUCUGACUUAAUUCUACAAAAAAUGUUCUGACUUUUUUCCUGUUUUCAUAAAUUAUGAGUUUGAACUACAAAAUCAUGACUUUAUUGUACGGAAAAAGUUUACGACUUUUUUCUAACGUUAAUCAAUUAAGACUUUUUACUAGUUUUUUUAAAAUACCUUUUUUUUUUACCAAAAUUAUGACUUAUUGUACAAAGAAAAAAAUCGUAUUUUCUUGAAAAUGUUAUUGCAACAAUGCAACUUUUUACUCGCACUACAAUUAAAACUUUACUUAACAAAUACAACUUUGACGUAGCGCUACGAUUUUUUUUGUCAUAUUACGAAUUAUUUCUAGAACAUGAUUUAAAUGUCGUAACAUUCCGACUUUUUUUUGUCAUAUUUUGACUUUUUUGGUGUUUUUCCCCUGAAUAAAUCAGUUCUGAAAUCCACUACUCAUCGUAAAGUUACGACAAAGUUUCUUGUCAGCGUGGUCCUAACGCCCUAACUAUUGUCUGACUGCACGCCGUUAUCGGACGUCACCUUGGGAGUAAUUUAUAUUGAAAUAACACACCUGAGACAUUUCAUCAAGUCUUCUUUUGAUUGCCUUUGUUUUUAUUUUGGAGGAAAAAAAAUUGCACAAAAGAUUCCAUGAACAAUUGCUGCUAUGAGCGCUGUGGACUUCUUGCCGUCGACGCGCAAAACGAGGAGUUUUGACCAUUUUAACGGCAAGAUGAGCAGUUGAAUAUCAUUUAUUGAUCGAUUGAUUAGCAGGAGGGUCGGUUAGAGUACGUGCAAGAUGGCGUGUUGUGAGGUUGGAAACAAUUGAAGGAAAGAAGUGUGAGUGUUUGUCAUUCUGGAAGGAAACCAUCUCUCUGUAAGUCAUGCAAGAAGUCAUUACUUUUCAUUGCAGUCGCCCCCUGCUGGCCGCUGGCAGUACUUUUUCCUAUACUGUAGUAACACUAGUACUUUUCUCAUAUCAACUUUUCACGUUCUUUUGCACAAAAAAAAGUGGCUUUUUUUAUUUUUUUUAUUUUAUUUUUAAUGAUGAUGGCCGAGAUGACUCAGCAAUAUUCUUGGGAUGUUUUACGAGGAUGAUUUUCACGCCACGUUUGUAACUUUGGUGAGACCAUCACUCGGACACUUUCCGUGGAAAAUAUAUCAAAUAAAAUCUUCAACCAUCCGCAAAAAGAAGAGUCCAGAUGAUGCGACAGAAAUGUGGUUUCUCUCUCGGUGAAGGUCUUUUAAAAAAGUCAAUUCCAUGUGUUUUAUUUGUUUUCAUUAAGAAGUUCUUUUGUUGGACGACUGUCUGCGCGGCGCCUCGCUCUGGCGCCCUCUGGUGGCUGACGUCAGAAAGGCAGUUUGAGCCCAUUUUAAACCCUGCAUAGAGUUCUUUUUCUUUUGCUACCUCCGUUUUUCUCCCGUGAGGCCUUUUGUGCAGCAACAUAACUUUUUGUGUUCCUAACAAGCACAAUCAACUAAGUCAUACAAUCUUUUCAUCAUUAUUAUUAUUAUUAUGAAUAAUAUGGGCAAUAACUAGUGACAGGAUUUCAUGUUCAGUUGUGGCGUGCACAUUUCAUGACUCUGCAUAUCCUCCCAAGUGUGUGUGUGUGUGUGUGUGUGUGCGUGUGUGUGUGUGUGUGUGUGUGUGUGUGUGUGUGUGUGUGUGUGUGUGUGUGUGUGUGUGUGUGUGGAAAAUAAUCUUGAGCAGUUGUUUUCUUUUUAGAUACUUUAAUUGUUUUAUGUUACUAUGCUGAAUUCCAAAGAAAAAGCCUGUUAUAUUCAUCAUCCAUCAUGUUUUUUGCUAUCAUCUGAACAAUAACCUGGCAAGAAAAAAUAAAUAAAAGAGUAAAACAGUA